CAGAAUCAGCCACAAGAAUCUCAUUGGAAGGAAUCACGGAUGCUAAUACAAAUAUGCAUUAAUACAAAGAAAGGAUGGUAGAUAAGCCUCAAUAUUCAAGAUAGGAUAUAUACUAAACUCAUCCGAGAUUACUCGUAACCCGCCAUGCCAUCUCCAAUAGAACACGAGGACCAUAUAGGCCAAGAUAAGGGGAAUGAUGGCAAUCUAAAGCAAGGAGAAAUCAAAGCAUUAGCACUUCUGCUUCAAGAAGCAAUUGGAAAGAAUGACAUUAAAGAGGUUGUGAAGAUCCUAAGGCCAGUGAAAGAUCAGAAACACAUCAAUGCAAUCUGUGAACAGAUGGAAGGUUCUGAUCCCCUGAUUCAAGCCAUAGAACAGCAGAAUGAGGCAAUAGCCAUACAUCUUAUAGAGAAAGGAUUCAACUUCAAAAUAUUGUAUACAUACCCUGAACAAAGCUGUAAUCAUCAGUGCUAUUAUGACCAUGGGGAUGGUCAGUGUCCCUCACAAUACAGUGCAGAAAGCUUAGCAGGGCAAUAUAACCUUGAAAAGGUAAAAGAACUGAUGGAUGCAAUAUCAAGUGGAAAUCAUGCACCUGUGAAUGAAGCCAUUACAAAUACAAACAUUCAGUCCAAGAAACGGAUCCAGACAUCCAGUUUAAGCACUGCACAUUUGAAACCUCAACUUGGAAUGCACAAAGAUGAUGUCUUCAAAGUCACACAGAAAUUGAUGGAAUGCAUAGGGAAAAAUGAUCUGAGUGGAGUGCAGGAAACAUUACAGGUUGUCCAAGACUCAACUGCCAUUCAACAGAUUCUCUCUCAGGAUGAAUCUACCGACCCAUUGAUGUGUGCCAUAGAGAACAGAUGUGAACCAAUUGCACUAUUUCUUCUUGAAAAUGGUUUCCCAUACAACAGGCCUUAUACGUACCCGGAUAAGUUGUGCAACCAAUGGUGUUACCUGGAUCACCAAGGCACAUUAAAGUGCCCAGAGUCGCAAUAUGAUUCUUCUGAUAUGGCGGAGAAAUACAAUCUUAAAAAGGU
This is a messenger RNA of Owenia fusiformis, 1034 nucleotides long. NCBI's taxonomy places the organism in Eukaryota, Metazoa, Annelida, Polychaeta, Sabellida, Oweniidae. The record is from the annotation of a GenBank genome assembly.